AACAACAUUCCUCACUAUCGGCGUUUGGCAUCUCGUUUUUUCCAGUACAAAUAUGUGAGACAGAACAAUAACAUCGAACGCCCCUGGUGAGUUUACAGAAGAAGUGACAUACGGGCUGUCAGUAACAAAGAUGAAGUGCGCGCGCUUCCAAUAGGCCAUUUUGUCACAAAAUUAACCUUUUGUUAUGAUGUAUCCAAAUGAAUAUUAUGGCAUUUAUUACAGUAUUGAAUAUUUUUUCUAGUGUUUAGAGACAGUUUGUGGACUUAAGAGUGAAAGUGCCAUAUUGCGUAGUCGGCAGUUCAGUGCAGUUUAAAGCCCUGAACGCGUACUGGAGUUUACCGCCGGAUGUUCGAUGCAGUCAUCUUGCAAACGCCUUUGCUCGCCCUAAAUCUCUACGUUUCCUCCAUGUAAUAGACUUUGCUUAAGCAUAAACUGCUCCUGGAUAACCGUACUGGUAGUUCAUUAUGAACGAACCAGAAGAAGUUGCUCAGGACGUCUGGUCCGCCUGGAUUUUGGACGCUAUCAGAAAAAUUCGUACACAAAAACAACGUCCCAGCGUUGAACGAAUAUGCCAUGCUAUCAGAUUGCACCAUAAUUACCACGAAGAUGUCAUAGCUGAACAUUUGGAAGUUGCGGUGAAAGAUGGUGUAGUGUUGAAAGUGUUUAACAAAGGACAAAGUUCGUAUAAAGAUCCUGGUGGCCUACAACAAAAUCGCACCCUUAAACUGCAGAAAGGAAUUGAUUUAAGUAAAGUGGUAACCAAAGCAGUGCGAGAACUGGGUGAAAGAGAUGGAUCUAGUUUGAAAGCAAUAGAAAAAUACAUUCAGCAAUCACACACGAUAGUAGAGGCUGCAGAGGCUGAUUUACCCACUCUGGUUAGGUUGGGAGCUAAAAGAGCUGCUGCACGACAAUUCGUGAUUCCAAAUGGAAAAAACUACAAAUAUAAUUACAGUCUACAAGGGUCCUCCAAUAAACGGCGAGCAGAUACAGUGAGAAAAACGCAUACAAAUGAAGAAGCAGAUAAUGUUGCUCGGGCCCCCACAGCAUUACCAAUUUGCUCAGAAUGUCUGGGUACGGAAGCCAAAAACAAAAAAGGAGUUCCUGAAAAAUUAAGUGCCUGCUCCGAGUGUGGAUCUUUAAUUCACUUCAGCUGCACAACUUCAGGAACUGUCCUGUCAGCUUGCAUAGCCAAAGGAGGAAAAUGGUUUUGCGAAGAAUGCAAAAUUUGUGAUGGCUGUGGUAACAGUGGAGUUUCAAUGUGCUUAUUAUGUUGCUGUAAUUGUGAUCGAAAGUACCAUAUGAGCUGUUUGGAUCCUCCAGCAGAAAAAAAGCCAAAGUGUCCUUGGAGAUGCAGUCAUUGCUUAAAUCAUCAUGAGAGCGUUGGCAAGGCUCAGAAAAAACAGCCGGGUAGUGCAAUAAAGAAGAAAAUCGACAGGGUUAGAGAGAAAAACAAGGAAUCAAUAUCAGCAAAAUCGAAAGAUGAUAUAGCUGAGCUAUCCUCCUCCCCGAGUCGCCCAUCCUCCAUAAAUAGUCCACAGUUUAGAGCGCCAGGGAAAAAAGGAAAAGCAGCGUCUUCAACAACGACUACCGAUGAUGAACAGGGAAGCAUUCAGGGUACGCAAAAUCCUAAUACGACUCCUUCCCAUAAUCUAAGGCCCCCAUUACAUACCCGCAAUUCCAUACACGUUUCAUCCUCUGACUCUGCCAGCUUAGACAGCCCGGAAAAAAUAUCUAAGGAAAAGCAAAGUUUUUUUAAACAUUCGGCAUUUAACAUCGAGAAAAAAAGUAGUAGGUUGAGAGAGAAAACGGCCAUAAAAUCUACAAUAAUCGAGGAGGCUGGAAAAAGGAAAACUAGGAGAGAAGCAGAUAAUCACGACGAACAAUCUGCUAAGAAAACAAUAGCCAACACUCACGAAUCAUCUAAAAGGUCUUUAAGGAACGGCAAAUUGACGCCAACUGUAAGUGUUCCCGCAAGUAAUAAAAGAAGUGUGCAUCCGCCAGCUACUUCGUCUAAAAAGGUUGUUUUAAGAAGGAGCGAACGGAAUGAGGCGCGGAGAAAAGAAAAGCUCUCAACGGACGAGGAAGAAGACGAAGAAAGUUAUAGUGAAUCAUCAUCUAGCGAGGAAGAGGAAUGUUCCAGUUCAUCAUGCGACUCAGAUUCUGCGACUUCUGAUUCUUCAGUUGAAAAGACAAACUCGAACUCAAAGAUUCGAAUGCAGAAAGUUGUGCUAUCCCCUCGCAAUUUCGUUGAGAAAGGUAAGACGUUUGGUAGUAUUGGUGGUAUGAAUGAGGACAAGAAUGCACCUUGGGGGUUCGCAGCUGCAGCUCAGGCAGUAGAAAGUAGCAAAGUCGAAAAUAAGAAAGCUAAGGUUGAUGGAAGAAAAGAGACAAAAAACUUGUUUACUACUCCUUCGGAAAAUGUUAGUUUAUUUGAUAAUAAUCCCAAUGCUAAACAAUUCGAGGAUAAAAAGACAAAUCACGGCUUGGGACAACUGAAAGGUCUAUUUGAUGGUCUGUCGCACUUUUUUGCCGCACCCACGCCUAGUCGCGUGAGCAGAUCGCAACCUAAUUAUAAUCCGAAUAAAAGGAAACCAAAAGAUGAUCGGUCAGCGAAAGAGGAUCAGAUUCAAGUCGAAAAGGAAGAACGGAAAAAGUUCCCGAGUCCCACUCUCCCGCCUCAUCCUCCCUCCUCUCCAGCCUUGUCACCUAGCGACCUGGUUAAAUCGGCAGUAAACUCUCAAGAAUUGAUGACGGAACAAGUUAAAUCUCUCAAAACUGAAGAGGUGAAGACCGCUGCGACGGUGUGUGAAAAGCUCUUGUCAACGCCGGUCAAAAAGCGCAGUCAGCAAGCGCCCAAGACGUUAGCCGUUGCGGCAUCUGCAGUCACCAAUCAGACGGAUGACAUCAAACCUUUACAACUCCCACCAGGGUGCAAUCACAAAGAUUUAGAACUCUUCAAGGARGCACGGGAGAAAGCAAACGCRCAAACKGCAGCCCUUUUGGAAGCUGACGAACGGGCCAACCAGUCUAUGAUGUUAUCCUCUCCRUCCAAGUUAAUGCAGCAACAGCCGAGAAAUCCUGGAGCAAUCGAAUUUGGAAAGUACGAGAUCCAAACGUGGUAUUCGAGCCCGUUUCCGCAGGAGUACGCUCGCCUUCCCAAACUAUUUCUUUGUGAGUUUUGCUUGAAGUAUACGAAGAGCAAAGCUGUUUUAAAGAGACAUCAAGACAAGUGCACUUGGAGACAUCCACCGGCAACUGAAAUAUACAGAUGUGGCGACAUAUCCGUCUUUGAAGUUGAUGGUAAUGUGAAUAAGAUCUAUUGCCAGAAUCUUUGCCUAUUGGCGAAACUGUUUUUGGACCAUAAAACUUUAUAUUACGAUGUGGAACCGUUUCUAUUUUACGUACUGACAAAGAACGAUAAGAAGGGAUGUCAUCUGGUGGGAUAUUUCUCAAAGGAAAAACACUGUGUACAGAAAUACAAUGUCAGCUGUAUCAUGACCAUGCCUCAGUAUCAACGACAAGGGUUUGGACGGUUUUUGAUUGAUUUCAGCUACCUACUAUCCCGGGAAGAAGGACAACCAGGCACACCAGAAAAACCUCUGUCAGAUCUAGGAAGAGUUUCCUACAAUUCGUACUGGCAAUCAAUAGUUUUAGAAUACUUGAACGAUCACAGAACAGAAAAGUUAGAGUUAACCGCGAUCAGCAAGAACACAGGCAUGUAUUGUCAAGAUGUUGCUUUAGCUUUUGAACUUCUGGGAUUUGUUAAAUGCGCGCCAGCGACGGACAACGGGAUGAAAGUCGAAAUAUGUGUGAACUGGGACAAAGUUGACAAGUAUGCAGAGAGAGUGUCGAAGUCAAAAACGAGAAUUCAUAUUGAUAUGGAAUGUCUCAGGUGGAAACCAUUGCUUUCUAACGCUGCCAGUCAAUUUAGAGAGGAAAAGUCGGAUGGAGAGGCAAAUAAAAGUGGUGCAGAAACGUCCGCAAACAUAGUAACAGCACCGGAGACAAUUAUAAUAGAAAAUACACAAGGCGUGAAACUGAAAAAAGGGAAAAAACGAAAGGUCGUUUCGUCAAUGCCCCGGAUAUCUAAAAUACCCAAAACAGAAGUACCAAAGUCAUUAAGUACCUCGUCGGAUACACAUAAUGAGGCGCCGCUUGCGUCGGAAGAGUUUGAAAUCACUUCCUCUGGAAGGAAAAGAACUAGGCCUCUAAAGUUCAACGAAACAACAUACGCUGAUGUGAAGCCCAACAAAUCAACCGCAAACACAGAUAAUAAACGCAAGAGGCCCGAAUGUGACAACGAAAAAGAAAGCAUUUCUAAAAAGUUGAAAUCUGAAAAGAUGGAAAAUGAUAUAGUUCUAAAUGAAGGUAAUCUUUCAAAAGUAUCCAACAGUAAAAACGCUUCUGCAGAGGAAUCUUCAGUGUCGAAAUUAGAAAAUCCAAUAAGUUCAGGUACAGUGCGAUCAACCAGAAAUACUCCCCAGGUUAAGGAUAAAGUAACAGGCGAAAGAUGGUCCCAACGCAGGGCUAAAAAGCAGAAAGAAUUGGAUCAACAUCAAAAGAAACACGAAACGCUUCAACAGUCGGAUCAGGAAGAAAUUAACCCUACCGUGGACCAACUUUCGAGUGAAUCCGUUGACCAAACUAAUAAGGAAGAAAUAAGCAGUAAACCAGAAGUUUCAGCUAAUAUCAGUGCAUCAGUGAAAUCAGUUCCAACAUUGUUGGGAACCCCACAGCUAAAGAGGAAAAGGAUAAUAAAGAAGCGCAGGCCGUGGAAUAAGAGCAGAAGAUCGAACGUCGAGCUAUCGAAUAACCAACCAACAAUCCCCCAAUUAUUAAAAACCAAACAAUUGCACAAGGACAGUGAAAGUGAUUCUGUGGUUUCUGAAAAAUCUGAUGACGAACAGUUUGGUGACACGAAAAAAGAAAAUGUUUCGGCAAUUUCCGGGACAGGUGUAAUGGAAACAAUAGAAAAAAAGAAACCAAAGAAAGCGUCAAGAAUAUCGACGGACGAAGACUCGAGUGCAGAAGCCGAUGACGAGAUGGAGAACGACGAACUUCCUACUCAUAAGGAAUCGUCAUCUCCUAUCAAGUACAAGUAUUCUAGAAUCACUCCUACCAAAGAUGAGUUACUAAGAUCGCCCCCAAAGUGUAGGUCAUCCAAAGAUAAAUCAGCUUCUCCAAAUAGCACUAUUCCGUCGAAGCUUGGUGAAGCAGAAAAACCAUCUGCGGCUUAUUCUUCUACUACCUCAGAAUCAGAAACAGAAAUUGAUGGUCAUAAGAUAAAAACAAUAUCUAGCAAAAAAAUAUUAGAGUUAUCAAAAAAUAAGAGUUUCGAAUUUAAUGAUAGAAUCAAAGCAGAAGAAGCAAUACCGCAACCGAGCAGCGAUCCUGUAGAGAAUCAAGAAAUCAGUGGCAUUCCAGAAAGUGGAAAAGUUGUACAAGAUGGAUCAACAGCAGAUACAGAAAACCCGGAGCCCGAGAUAUUGAAAACGGAAUCUACCAGAAUGUCUGUGGAUAUGGAAAUAGAAAAAAUGGAAGAAUCUCAAGCUAUAAUCGAACAUCAUCUAAAUGCGAGUAAUUUACCCAGUAAUGACACUAAAGAAGAAGUAAAAGUGGAAAAUCAUGUCAGCAAUCAAAUACCUGAAGCCUUGAAAUCUGAUGCACGUGAGCAAGUGGUUACGAAACCGCACAAUUUGGAGGAAAUCGCUUCUGAAGCCAUGACUGCCACUGAGUCAUCAUCCAAUAAAAUUCAACCAGACGCUGGUACAACUAAACCAAACUUGAUUCAACCCCCGAUAACACAGACAACACUUGGCACUGAGAACCGAAUCUCAUCCGAUGCUGUGGUGAGUAGGAGUAGCGACAAUCAAAGCGUUAUUAAAACUCCAGAAAAAUUGACAUCAGAAGCCACGCCUGCCAAUAUGCACCCUACUACUACAACACCGAGUUCAACAACAUGCUCUUCGGUCAUUGAUAGAAUUACAAGUGAUUGCGACAAUGUAAAGCACUUGCCAACCCAACCCGCUUCCAUUAAUACAUCGACCACAGAAAGCAACCCACCAAUUAUCACAAGUUUAGCAGUAUCACAAAGUCCUGCGGUUAUCAAAGCUGCCCCUGUUUUGCCGCAUUCAGUGGCAGUGCCCACAAUGAACCUGCCACCAUCCACUCAGCCAAUCUAUACACCUGCGUUUGAGCCUCCGGCGGAAAAAAAGCCGUUGACAACAGUAGUUGCAAAUAACACAGAUAAUCAUAAAUCUUUAAGAUUGGACCCGUCUGUACCAACACCGAAACCAAUUUCAUCUGUUCCGCAACAACCAAAAUCACUCAAUCCAGCAGCUGAAUCUAGAGAUGAAAAAUCGAACUUAAAACCUACCUCAUGUCAAUUAAAACCAAGUCCUGAGAAGCAGCCGGUCAUCUAUAAAGAGCAUAUGGUUUCUGCCUCAUCAAUAGAAGCAAAAUCGGUUAUAGAAAAACCGCCACAUAAAGAUGUAAAAAUGUCUCAGCACAUGGACGCAAGAGAAUCAUCUAUGAAACACAAGGAAGAUCAUAAGCCGGUUCCGAAGCAAGAUCAUUCUAGAACUGAGAGAAGUAAGCAAGAAAAAUAUGACGACAAAAGAUUUCAACAAAAGUUACCCUAUGAAGAUAAGUUGUCUUAUGAUGCGGCUCAGAAAGUUCAUAUAGAAAAUGAAGCUUUACUUGCGAGUAUGGCUUCUCAAGGAUAUAUGAACAUGAAUAUGACUGCACAAUAUCCAUGGCAGUGGGAUAGGUUUUAUGUGAAUAAGUAUUAUGAUCCAACAAAAAGGGAGUAUGCAAGUUAUGCAAUGCCUCCUUUACAGUUCCCGUUGGAUAUGAUGCCACCAGCAAAACAACCUAGUAGUUGUGAGAAAGAAAAAACCUCUAGUAAAAGUCAUAGAUACGAUUCGUCCAAAUAUAAUCAGCAGGUAGUUAGUGGUAGCGGCAGAAGUGCAAGUAACUCGAAUAAAAACGAACACAAAGAUAAGAACCAGUCGCCGAAAAAGGAGGAGAAGGUUAAACACAAAUUGGAGCAUGAAAGUAGUCGAACAGCUUCAGAACAGUAUAAAGCCAGCUGUUCCAUAGUGAACCAUGCACAGCAUCUUGAGCACAAGCAACAGUGUGAAUCUGCAAAUACGAAUUUAACUAUUCCGUCGAAAGUGGCAACCAAGCAAAAAGAUGAUAUGCAGAAAGUUGAAAACCGUGACAACAUUCAUCAGCAAGCGGCAUUAAAACAAGCACAUGCACCGAUACAACCAACUGCAGACAUGCCUUCUAUGGCCGUUUACCCUCCAGAUUCUGCUACGAACUCUGUUCAUAGUCUGUCGUAUGCUCCAUGCGAACUGGAUGUUGCCCAUAUCGGCUUGGAAUCACCUGCCUCAAUUGCAAGCGAUAUAACAUCUCAAAAUUCUGUGGACGUAGUACGUCCGUCAUCCGCUAUAUCUUCCCACUCUGGACACGGAAAUCCACAACCUCCCCUAACCAACUAUGACUGCAUGCAGCAACAAAACCUACAGGCUCAAGGAGUAACCAUACCUGCGUCAAGUCCGGGUUUGAACAGUACAAUGCAGAUCCAGCAACCUGUACCUCAACAGCCUGCUCAAACUCCCGGAAGCUCAAGUAAAAGACAAUUGCAACAGCCAAGAAGUCGGUCAAAUACGCAAUCUAGUAAGCAACAUAGUAUGAGAGCAACUCCACCGGCUGCACCGCCGCAGAGUUCCAAUAGGCAGCGGGCAACUCCGCCUGCUGGACAUCAACACCAACAUAAUAUGCAAGUGAGUUCUUCGGCCACUAAUUCCCAACAUCAGGUCAUGCAGCAGCAGCACCAACAACAACUGCAGCAACAUUUACAGCAGCAAGUUGCAGCGGCAGCGGUGCAUCAGGGAUAUUCGCAUCAAUUGGCAGCAACUGCGAUGCAUCAGCAUGCUCAUCAUGGACAUCAUUCGGUGAUCAGCCAGGCGAACUAUAUACCUGUGGCCACAACGCAAACUUUUUCGGGGCAGAGCUCAAGUUCUUACGUUAAUGUUCCAAUGACUACGGUAAUUCAACACAGAAUGGCACAACAGGGCGGAAUAAGUCCGUUAAGCACUUUGGGAUCGGGGCAUCAGAACUUGGCUGUGUCGCCUAGUUGCGCUGUAACUACAGCUAGUUUCUAUAUUCAGACUAAUCCUCAUACGCAUUCCCAUACGCCAGUACCGACAGUGCCUACGCCAUCUCCAAAUUCCUUGCAGGCAAACUCCGGCCAGCCUGCAUCAGGCAAUUCAAGUUGUAGUCUGGCAAAGUUACAGCAAAUGGUUUCUAAUAGUACAAUUCCGCCUUCUGCGUGUAAUACAAUGACGCCGCCGCCAACGUCGAUGACGCCACCAGCCCAUCAUCCACAUACAAUGACUCCACCACCAACGCAUCAAGCAAUGAUACAAAAUCAAGCAGUGCGAAACUUAACACCACCUUCGGCAAUACCGUCGAAUUUGCAACAACAAGUUCUGGGAUAUUCCAAGUACUAUCAAACGAAUAUGAAUGUUAACCAGUUGAGCGGCUCAGUGACGCCGCCGAUUGGCCAGAACAUCGGCCGAUCCGGCCGCAAUUCUGCACCAAAUGUUGCUGCCAUGCAACAUAUGCAAAGUACUUCUAGCAGAGUCAGUCCGAAUGUGUCCUUGAAUCCAUAUGUAAUGAACAAUUCCCUGAAUGGGUAUCGGAUAUCACCGCAACAGGCUCCUGGAGCGGUUACGGGAUAUAUUACGAACACUCCGGCAGGAUUUAUAAAUAAUCAGAUACCUGCUAUGCAGAUGAUGAACAUGGCCGCUCAAAGUCAGUAUCAAGACCCGGCGGCAUUGCAGAGAGCCCAGCAGAAUACUAUGUAUACAUACAAUUAUAUCAAUGGAAUAAUGAGGCGGUAAAGGAUGAAUUACAUGUUGCGAGUAUAAUGAGUAAAGUGAUAUCUUGUUGUAGGCCGUCGUUUAAAUUAUAGUUUACGUACAUGUACAGUACUUAUCCACAUAUUCGUUUGCACGAUAUAUUUAGAAACCCUUCGGACUUCUUAUUCUGAUAUCAUGCUAAUGAAGUGAAGCUUUGCAUGCAAAUCGGGGAUCGAUAAAGUUCACUGUUGUCUGUUGCUCGUGGAUAUCUCACUCUCACUGGCAUGCGGUUUCAUACCAUACAUAAUGGUGCAUAGAAUGUAUACAGGAUGAUUCAAAAUUUGAGUCAUUCCUCUGGAGCUGUUGUGAAAAAAUAGAAGGAAUGAUAAAGGCGCUCUCAAAAAUUACUUUAAGAGUAAGCCCCAGUAACCCGCUAAAUGGAAUGACAUCAAUUUUGAAUCACAAUGUAUAAUAUACUAACAACUUUCUUAUUUGAGAGAACACGGUGAUUGUUUUAAAAAAAAUGCGAUCCACAAGUCAGAUAUUAUACACCUAUCGCUGGUGCCGGAACUGAAAAUACCGAUUGUAAUCCUGUAAACGUAAAAUGACUACAUAAAUCGGUGUUUGUUUUGAACUUUUUACCUAGUUACAAUGAGUACGACACCAGUUUCUAAAUAUCUCGCUGCAAGCACUGCUUGAACCUCUGAGUAAGUCUGCCAAUAUUAAGUUUCGGCAAUUGAUGCAUUUAGUAGAUAAUUUCAAUAACAUGUUUUUAUUGCACUUCCUGACUAUUAUGCUGUUGAAUAGUGAUUCAGUUGUAUCAGAGAUAAUAACUAGUUGAUUAUUAUUAAGCUCAUGUAAAUAUUGUAAAUAAUUGAGUAAGAACUUAAUAUAUUAUUUAUUUAUCACAAAAAAGUUGUCUAAAAUUUUAAGAGCGUUUGCAAAUAUGUAGAGGAUAAAGCAUUCUAUAGUCUAGUUGGGUAUAUUAUUUUGUAUAGCACAGCGAGUAGUUUGUAUGUAAUUCUGAAAAUGGAAACAAUAGCAUUACUUUGUAAAUUUGAUAAGUUAUGCAAAAUUAAAUAAAAUGUUAGUUUUUA
Messenger RNA from Dendroctonus ponderosae (mountain pine beetle), 9967 nucleotides. Its product is annotated as histone acetyltransferase KAT6B. Gene Ontology annotation, biological process: nucleosome assembly; regulation of DNA-templated transcription. Gene Ontology annotation, cellular component: nucleosome; MOZ/MORF histone acetyltransferase complex. Gene Ontology annotation, molecular function: histone acetyltransferase activity; DNA binding. The record is from RefSeq and is a predicted model, not a curated record. NCBI's taxonomy places the organism in Eukaryota, Metazoa, Arthropoda, Insecta, Coleoptera, Curculionidae. Bases 465 to 8912 code for a protein of 2815 amino acids. The transcript is spliced from 8 exons.